Molecule: messenger RNA, 924 nt
Organism: Lolium perenne
Lineage: Eukaryota; Viridiplantae; Streptophyta; Magnoliopsida; Poales; Poaceae
Source: RefSeq, a predicted model, not a curated record
CUCCAUCGCCAGAUCAAAGGCCAGAUGCUAAACCAACUAUGGCUAAAGCUAAAAUCGGCUGAAACCGUUAGCUCUUGCCUAUUAAUCGUCCUCCAUUGGCUUCUUGUGUCCCCCGAGCGCUUCUUCUAGGUUUCCUUCGCCUCCUUCUCGGCUCCGGACCCGGCGGCAGGUUGCGUGCCAGCUGACGGGGCCGAUGGAGUUCAACGCCUCCUACUUCCACGCGUUCGGCAACCCCGACUUCGCGGCGGUCUUCUCCGGUGGCAGCGCGCAGGCCCUCCGGCCGCCGUGCCCCUCGGCCGGCGGCGACGGCGACGGAGCCAGCGUGAAGGCGGAGAAGGGAGCGGUGGCUAGGCAAAGCACCACCGCCACCCCAUCGUCCGUGACCUUUACGGUCCCGGACGAGGAGCUGGGAGAGGCGCAACACUUCCUCAACGAGUGCUCCCGCUGUCGCAAAUGCCUCACCGGCGACAUCUUCAUGUACAGAGGGGACACGCCAUUCUGCAGCGAGGAAUGUAGGAGGAAGCAAAUCGAGACGGAGAAGGCCAGACACCGGAGGAAGAAGCAAAACUCCCCAAAGGCGCAGGCGGCCGUGGCGGCGGCUGUGGCAGCGGCGGCGGAGAGAGAGAACGAACCCCAGCGGCGACGACCGCAGCCACAGUAGAGCUCAUCGGGCAUUUGCCUAUCCACGGUUUCAGCAUGCAUGCCUGCUGCAGAAGAGCGUGAGAUCCUACGUACUACGGACAGAGGAAGAGCAUAUAUCCUAGUUACACGUCGGGAUUGGUAAUACCACAUACUAUACAAUUUUGAAUCACUACCUGAUAUUCCCACCUUUUGUAAUUUCUAGGGAAAAUUGCUCCUCUUUUUGUUUGCUCCUGAUUCAGAUCACGGCCACUUGAAGAGCCUAUGAGCCAUUUUCUUCUGCUA